Anarrhichthys ocellatus (wolf-eel) is the source of this 1917-nucleotide messenger RNA. RefSeq names its product zDHHC palmitoyltransferase 22 (gene zdhhc22). The transcript is spliced from 3 exons. The coding region runs from base 108 to 929 and encodes 273 amino acids. The record is from RefSeq and is a predicted model, not a curated record. NCBI's taxonomy places the organism in Eukaryota, Metazoa, Chordata, Actinopteri, Perciformes, Anarhichadidae. Gene Ontology annotation, molecular function: palmitoyltransferase activity.
GUCGAUGUGGAUCAACAUGACCUUCUCUGCGUUUGAAUGAGCGUGCUCUGAGCCGAGGCUCCGCGGUGCUGAAAGGACAGCUCCUCCGCUCUCUGACAUCUGCAGAUAUGUUCACCAGGAUGUUAAAACUGAGGCUUCUCAAUGCUGUAGCGCCUGCCUACUUCUUCAUAGCUACAGCGGUCACCUUCAUUUUACACUUCUGCUUCUUCAUCCCAACAAUCUUCCCAAACCUGAGGGCGUCUAUGGCUCUUCACACAGUUGUUUUCCUCUUCUUGAUGUUCAACGCACUAGGAAACUACAUAAUGACUAUUAAAUAUCCUGCUGAAAGCGCCAACGAGAACGUGGUUCCGGUGUGUUCGGCGCACUGCUCGGACAAAGUGGACGCACACUACCUCCUGAACGGUCGCCACUUCUGCAAACUGUGUAAGAAAGUCAUCCUUAAGAGGGAUCACCACUGCUUUUUUACUGGAAACUGCAUUGGCAACAAAAACAUGCGCUACUUCAUCAUGUUCUGCAUUUACACAUCGUGCACUUGUUUGUACUCGUUGGUUCUUGGUGUGGCCUUUCUAACAGUGGAGUUCUCCAUCUCCUUUGAGAACCCGCUGACCUUCCUGACUCUUCUCCCCCUCUCCACUAGUUACUUCUUCACAGGAACAAUCUCCGGCUUGCAGUUAUUCCUGGUGCUGAUGCUCUACGUGUGGCUGGGCAUCGGCCUGGUCUGUGCAGGCUUCUGUUGCCAGCAGGUGCUGCUGGUGGCCCGGGGACAGACCUGGUGUCAGAUGCAGAGGGGGCAGCUCGUGGAGAACCGCAGCCCUUGGAGAAACAACCUUAAGGAUGUGUUCGGUACCCGCUGGAUCCUUGGCCUUAUCCUGCCUGUGCAGACUGCGGAGACAGGCUCUGAAGACACAGAUGCACAUAAGCAAGACUGAGUGAUAACCACGUCAUAAAAAAGCUCCCAAUAGGUCACACAAGUGGCACAAGUUGUAGGAAAGGCUUUGUUGGGAUCCAUGUGGUGAUUGAUUUGAAAUACUAAAUGGAUGCUUUAUGACCUUCGCAGUAGUUUAUGAAUUUGUUGGCUGUUAGCACACAUUCCUUUAAGGACAGGAGCCAUAUAUCAAUGUGAAACUUUUGAAUAGGUGCAUAGUGUAAGUGUAUCCUUUAAGUAAGUAGCUUUUGACAAGGCAAUAUUAAGACUAAUAAGUUGGUCGUUUGGGACAUUCAUCAGUUUUACAUGCACCGCUACACACUUGCAUCAUCAUAUAAAGAUGGCUUUGCAUAAGUGCAUGCAUUCCCCGCUUUACAUUUUUAUAUCACGCUCUCGAUUUGAAGGCCUGCACCACACGGUGCUUUGAGAUUACCAAUCAAGUGUGUUGUUCUUUGUAGAAUGUGACAUUCAGGAAACGUGGGGUAGUUUUCACAACAAUAAUUUACUUUGACAUUAAGGGCUAGGAGACAAGGAAACUACAGUAUGUGUCUACAGCAUAAACUGCCGGGCUUGACACCAUUGUUUUGACAAGGAACUGUCACAUGUUGAGACAGAUUUUUACUAAAAUGAAUGUGACUCAGACAGUGCAGUGAUCUGCUCCUUUAUAAUAAUGGGUGGGGGAAAUGUAAAGAUUACCAUAGUAUUAUAUCCAGGGUAUUAUUCACAAUGUGCCAUAAACAUGUCUUAUAUGCUUACAGAUGACCCCAAAGAUGAUGUAUUCACUACACUGCUAAUGAUAGGGUCCUCUGUUUAAUAAAGAUAAUAAUAAUGUUAAUAAUAAGGACUUUUCACUGUAAGGCUGCUGCUACUGACGUAUUCAACAUCGUGUCAAAGCUGUUUUGGAUUUCAACAAAUGUACUUUUUAGAGCUAUUUUGUCUAUUCCUGUUAUACCAAUAAAAGUAUUUAAAUCUCAACAGACGUUCUGUGUUUU